AUGGCGGAAAUUGAGUUGGCUCCACUGCGAUCUCUUAAUGAUUUUGCCUUUGAAUCGGCAAGAUUCCAGAUUCCGAAUCUUAGAGAUCCAGAAAAAUGGUCGAACAGAGUUCUGAACAAUCUUCUUUACUACCAGACAAAUUAUUUCUUGACGGCUGUCGUUGUGUUUCUUCUAAUCGGAAUUAUCCAUCCUGUUAAAAUGGUGCUUGGUUUUGCUGCUAUUUCGGUUGUGUUCCUGGGAUUUGUGUACUGCACAAACACUCAGUGGCGAGCGAAGAGGUUCAAAAGAGAUCAUCCAAUCAUAAGUGUGAUGAUAGUCCUGGUCGGUGGUUACCUGGUUGUGUAUAUGUUUGGGGCUGUCAUCGUGUUUAUGUUUGGGGUGGCAUUACCAUUACUCUUAAUUUUGAUUCAUGCUUCCUUGAGGAUGCGCAACAUGAAGAACAAGUUUUCCAAUAAGAUGGAGUUUGUGGGCCUGAAGAGAACGCCGAUGGGCUUGAUUCUUGAGGGUUUGGGUCAGGAGCAAGAGGCUGGGUCCUAGAUCCUACAUCAUUGCCUGCCUCAUUGUCCCAAGGCAGACAUGUGAACAAAGACUUAGGAAGAAAGCACUGUAGAUAUGUGCAGUUUUGUUCCAUCAAUUUAUACCUGUGAUCCACGGAAUCCCUCUGGUGCACUGGAUGAACUGAAGGUGGAUAAUGUUGUGAGAAAUUAUGGGAUGGCUAGUCCACAUGUAGAUCUGGUUGGCAUGGUUUUGAUAUUAAACAUGGUGAAGGGUUAGGGUGAGGUUCUCAGCUGUAGAGAGGUUGUUGUUGUUGUUUUCACAAAAUAAGGAAAAUUAUUAUUAAAUGAUAAUGUUUGUUAUUUUGUUUGAGGAGUUACAAGCAAAACUAAAGAUGAGCACUUAAGCUGGCUUAAAGAGCUUACCUUUUGCAUCAUUUGUAUGAAUUAAAUUUUGUAUUCAACAUAGGUGCAGAUUCAUGUCUUCUUGGCAUUCACCUACAUGUAUGUGCCAAGCACUACCUGUCCUAGUUGAUGACAGUGACAGAUAUUUGCUACCUGUGUCAGUUGAUCUAAAUUCAAGACUUUGUAUUGUUGUUAUAAAUAGAUUAUUACAGAGAUUACAUACUGACAGGCUUGGGAAUGGGAUAUAUUGAAAAGACGCCGCCCUUGUUAUUCUGCUGUCGUAGUUUUUCUGGCUUUUGGAAACCAAAGCUAGUAAGCAUAAUGAAAUCUAACCUCAUGUGGGAAACGGUUUUGAUAUUCCAUGAUUCAUGGUGCAUAAAAGCAAUUUUAACAUGAAAAAUCUAUUCUCUUUUACCUCUAGGCCUAAAGAUGUGGAAUCUUUCAGAUUGAAGCAGAAUCUAUGUAUGUACAUCUGUAUGCUGACAUUUUGAUAAGUCAAGUUAUAUUUCCUACAGUAUUUAAGUGACAUCACCUCCUGUAAUUUGGCCUACUGGCAAAAAUACUACUUUCCUUGUUAACAUGCAUAAUUAUCACAAAAAAUACUUAACUGUUAAAAGAAUGGUUUCAUGUAUCCAGUGGUGGAAUGGGCUUAUUUUUGGAUAUUAUUGCACUUUCAGUUGAAUAAUAGAGAAAAAUUAUGCAGAUGUUUACCACUGAAUAUUUAAAUGACAUAGAAAUUUUGUAAGUUGAUAUGUUGUCUCAUUUCAUAGUUUACCUUACUGUAAACAUGUGUUGUAUGUGAAGUGUUGUUUUUCUGGAUUCUCAACCAUUGCAUUUUGCUUCCCCACUCCUCUGAAGAUUUUCCUGCAUUCAGAUUUUGUUGUUAUAUGUUGCCCCCCAUCAGGACAUUCCCAUUUCUGAUCAAUGUGUCAACCUUUGUUGUAUCUCAUCAAAUUUUCAGGACAUAAGUACAUUUUCUUUGUGCUGAUUCAUGGGGUUAUACAGGUAAAAACAAGAGCACAGUCAUCCAGUUGUUAUGUUUGGUAAAAAAUUUUUCUCUUAAAUGGCUGGCUUUACUGGUCAACUAUAUGUGCGUAGGUAAUUGUGUAUGAUGAAACUAUAUUUGUGUUUCCCUUGGACAGAUGACCAUGUACAUUGCUGACAUACCUGUACUAAAGAAACAUUGUACAAUAGUCCAUAGUAUAUGUAUUGUAUGCUAAUACCAUACCAGACAAAUCCUCUGUUUCUUAGAUGUUUUCUUACUUUACACCAAUGCAUUGUAACAGCUUUCCAUGCCCAGUUAUAUUGUUAUUUCCUGCUCUGAUGUUACGCUAUAAUUAAGAUCUUUCUCACCUGUGCUGUACCAUGUUAAAUUUGGGAAGCCUAUGUGAUUAACAUGUAUAACCAGGGCACAGGUGAAAAUCCUUGUGAGCAUAUUUUACAACACCAGUGUGGCCUGACUCCACUUCCAGGUGUUGUAUUUUUAUUUCCUUUCUCUUUGGUGAUAAAAAAAGUUUUGUGUACUGAUAGUAAUGAAAGCAGCUUGUGUGUUUCCCCAAAUGAAGCCUUGCGAAUGUUUUAGAAUUAUCUUAUUUGUCAAACUCCAAACCCAUCUGCACAAUGACAAAUGGUUGAUGGUAUCUAACAUUACCCCACAUUGUAAUUCCAUUGCAUCCAUACUAAUUUCAGGCUUACGGCAUAUUUUGUGCUCUUCAGUGAGUGGAGCAGCACUUUGGUCAGUGUUUGUUUAUAGUAACAUUAUUUUAACUAUGCCCUUCUUAGCAACUGUCAUAAUAUUUGAUCACAGACAAAGUUCAUUUUUUAAGAUAAGAAUCUUUGCAACGCUAGUUCGCCAAACACAUGUAGUCUUUAUUUUUGGUUAUUAACCUACACAAACCAAUUUUCACUUUCUCCAUUGUGACUUUAAGUAUUUUGCCAGCUACUUCAGCAGACAUUUACACCUGUUGUAAAUCACAUCCCUGUGAUACAUGCUUUUCUUGAGACUCUUUUACAUCAAAUUGCUUAUAUACAUUGCUACUAAAUAGAAUAAAUCUCUUAUGUUGUUUUUGUCUCUUUUUUUCUACAAAAUAUACACUCUAUAUACAUCUUACCCAACUUUCAUACUGAGCAGUAAAGCAUGUUAUGUUACGUGAUGGAGAGCAGAACUUAAGGAGUUUCUAUAUUUUCUUUUCUUUUUUGAUACAUGUAUAUUGUGACAUACUAUCUGUAUCUAGUCUGGCUGAACUUUGUUAGUUUUGUUCUGAUUAGAAAAAAUAGUGUAAACAAAAGACAAAUAAAGUAAUUGUAAUCUUCAAGACUUUAUAAGCAGCACAGAAUAUGGUGCUACUAGUGUCAAAUGGUGAAAACCAAAACAGAGGCUUUCAUAAAAAUCAGUUCUUGUCUGACAUAGCUCAUAGGUUUUACACUACUUUUGGAGUGCAGACAUUUCAUCCCAAAACUUGCCCUGUUUCUUAUGUUGUCAUAUACCAUGUAUUUAACAUGCCUGUCUUUCACGGUGUUGGUCUUUUCCUCUACAGACGAUAUAAUUUCAAUAAUCUGCUGGGCAGAUUUGGCUUGCCAGUAUGGAAAAAUGAUAAUGAUUAUGGAAAAAAUUAAAAUGUUACUGUUUAUAUUCAAGUCCCAGAAUUACUUGUGUGUUUAGGUAAGAAAGGCAAAGGUUCUUUUUCAUGCUGUUUGUCUUUAGUGAAAUAGUUUCGGCUGUUACCUGUGUUUUGUGAAGUUAAAAUAUUGAGGGAUUUUUUUUUUUUGCAUAUCAUUUUUUUAGUCAUGUCUUUUUGUUUUUGCUAAAUAUUACUAUUUUGUACACAAAACAUUGUAAUACCAAAAUAUUUUUUUUAGCUGGAGCAUUAUGUGAUUAUUCGUGUGACUCUAGUCAAUAUUGAACUGCUCAUUUUUUUCUUGUUAAUAGAGAAAGGAAAUUAGAAAUAUUCCAAAAGUGGAAAGACAGUUCAGAUGAGGAUCUGAUUGGUAAAUACUGCUAUGACGUACUGAUGCAUCAUAAGAAAUGUCUUGUUUCCCAUCACAUUAUAUCCAGACUUUUAUCCGCCAUACUUUAUACUGGAAAAAAAAAACAUGUUAACUUUCGCAGAAAGUCUAUUGUCUGAGUGAUGCUGGAGUGUAUUCUGUUACUCCCACAGAUUAUUAUUUUAAAUACUAGUAUGAUACGUAUUCUAUUAAUUCAAGAUGAAGACCUUAUUAGACUAACAGGACAGUAGAUUGAAUAUGACAAUACUGUGUUAUAAUAACAGAGUACAUUCUAGCAUCACUCACAUAACAGACUAUCUGUUAAAAUUAACACAUUACAUACAUCCACCAAAUUUUUCAUGAGGUUUAGGACGAGAAACAAGUUUUUUUUGGUGUGGCCUAAGGUUAGAACAUAUACAUUUGUAUGUCUCCUUCAGGGCUGCAUGUAGAAGACAUCUUAGGGGACAACUGCAACAGUUUAGAAACUGGUGAGGAGCACAGUCCAUCAACCUUUCAUGGUCAAUAAGGCAUUUGCCUGCUUGUCUCACUCCAAAUUCUGUAAAAUGAUAAAGAGAAAUCUCCAAGAAAUGUAUGUAGAGAUCAUCAAGUGUCAUGAGGCUCUUGAAGGUUUCUUUCAGAUGGCAGUGUAAGCCUAUAUGCAAGUCACAAGUUGAAUAUUGAUCAGAGUGUCAUCUGCACUGUUUGACACAAUCUCUGCAGUGUUUACAACACUACAAAGCUACCUGCAUGAAGCAUGAGGUAGGUUCCAUGCAGCUGGGUGUAGAUGGACUUGUUGUGUGAUUUGAAGCUUUCAGUUGUAUCCAUAGCCGUUGUGUUCACUGAGUACAGUUUGCAAGUAGCUGGUCACUGUGGUGCAUAACAUGCAUCAGGUCUCAUUGAUGUUCACAUGGCGACAUCAGAGCAGAUGAUGCCAGUCAUGGUGGUACAAACAAUAUGCAAACAGACAAAACCUGGCCAUACGCCAGCAGUUGCUCUUGACUUUGUUGAAUCAAACCCAGAUCACAAGGCAGGCUACUCCCAGCUGUGUCGAGGUUUUGUUAAAAUGACCUAACCUUCACAUGAUUGCUACACAUGGCCAAAUGCUUAGUAGUGUUAGAGGCAGACGAAAUAUGUUUGUAGUACAGCAUGGCUACAUGUAGUACAGCAUGGAUAUAUGUACAGUAUGAACAAUCAUGAGUACUGUAUUUUACCUAAAGUUUGGUAUGUAAAAAUACACAUGAAGGUCUUAAAGUGAUACUUUUGAUGCCAGGUCUUUUCUGAUGUGAAAUUAACCCUAUGCUGUGGAGUAAUCAAUAAGAAUCGAUCAAAAUGUGUCCCUUGAGAAAUGCUCAAGUUUUGGGAAAAUACAGUAAGUGCAUCAGUUCCACAUGCAUGAUAAUUAAAAUAUGUGACCAGCUCAGCCCAUUCAUUUUAACAUUAUGCUCAAGCAAUACAUUCUUUUUGUUACUCUUUUUUUUAUAUAGAAGACAUAGUUCCUAUCAGAGGAUAGGGCCCAGCAAGGCGAAACAAAGUAUCAAAUGUGGAAAAUAGUUUACUGUACAACAAUUGAGGUUGGGCAAAGAGGCAGUGUUGACAUGUUACCAAUGAAUUCAAAGUUUCCUGUACAUUUUUCUUGGUAAAUACAAAACAUAACAUUGUUGCAAUUUUUAUCACCUAUUACAAGACUGGUAUGGAGUGAUGCAGUUUUAAAUGUUUUGCGCAGCAUAAUAAAACUGUGUGCUAACAUAGAUUUUAGAAACUUGCCAGUACUCAAUGAUAAUUUAAGUUUAUGUGAAAACAAAAAAUUAUCUAUCAUUUGUUGUUGACAUCAUUCUUAUAAGCUGAUCCCCCAAUUAAGUCCCUACCUAUUCAUUAAGUAUUAAUAGGUAACACUGUUGCAGUAUGUACAUGUAUUCGGUUGGCAUUUUCAUCCUUUCUGUGAAAUCUUAAUUCAGUGCAUAGAUGGCAUUGUUUUAUUGUUCUCAUUUCAUGUCAUACAUGAGGCAGAAAUAAAUACA
This is a messenger RNA of Liolophura sinensis, 5902 nucleotides long. RefSeq names its product PRA1 family protein 3-like. The record is from RefSeq and is a predicted model, not a curated record. The transcript has 3 exons. Gene Ontology annotation, cellular component: membrane. Bases 1 to 537 code for a protein of 178 amino acids. Lineage: Eukaryota; Metazoa; Mollusca; Polyplacophora; Chitonida; Chitonidae.